Ahaetulla prasina is the source of this 1297-nucleotide messenger RNA. RefSeq names its product mediator complex subunit 8 (gene MED8). The transcript is spliced from 7 exons. NCBI's taxonomy places the organism in Eukaryota, Metazoa, Chordata, Lepidosauria, Squamata, Colubridae. Gene Ontology annotation, cellular component: core mediator complex; mediator complex. Gene Ontology annotation, molecular function: transcription coregulator activity; RNA polymerase II cis-regulatory region sequence-specific DNA binding. Bases 113 to 919 code for a protein of 268 amino acids. Gene Ontology annotation, biological process: regulation of transcription by RNA polymerase II. The record is from RefSeq and is a predicted model, not a curated record.
CUCCCUCCUCCUGGCCCUCGCCUCGUGAUGCUCUGACCCGGAAGAGAAAAAAAGGAAAUGGCGUGAACCGCCCGUGUUUGCUUUUUAAUCGCUGACCUCGGAUUUCGUUGCCAUGCAGAGAGAGGAAAAGCAGCUUGAGCUAUCCCUGGAGGGUCUUAUCAGUCAAGUGGCUGACCUGAAGAACUCCUUGGUCAGUUUCAUUUACAAGCUGGAGAAUGAAUAUGACCGUCUCACUUGGCCCUCUGUGCUAGAUAGUUUUGCUCUGCUCUCAGGGCAACUUAAUACUUUGAACAAAGUGCUGAAGCAUGAGAAGACUCCACUGUUGCGCAAUCAGGUUAUUAUCCCUUUAGUAUUAUCGCCAGAUCGGGAUGAAGAGAUAAUGCGGCAGACAGAAGGACGAGUACCAGUGUUCAGCCAUGAAGUUGUACCUGAUCAUCUGCGAACUAAGCCUGAUCCUGAGGUAGAGGAGCAAGAGAAGCAGCUAAGCACAGAUGCAGCUCGUAUUGGCACUGAUGUGGCACAGAAACAGAUUCAAAGCCUAAACAAAAUGUGUUCGAACUUGCUAGAGAAAAUCAACAAAGAAGAUCGAGAAUCUGAAAGUGGAGGUUUACGCCAGAACAAGCAGACAUUCAACCCUGCUGAUACCAAUGCCCUAGUUGCAGCUGUAGCCUUUGGAAAAGGAUUGUCCAACAGACGUCCACCAGGAGUGGGAAGUUCUGUUCCAACCAGUCAGCAAGCUGCCAAUGCCAUCAUAGCUGGUGCUUCUACCAUGCAACAAGUACAAAUGUCAGGCGCACCAAAUCAGCCGCAGCCUAUGCUUGGAGGAGUGCAGAUGCCACAAGCAGGGCAACCAGGUAAGAUGCCCAGUGGCAUAAAAACGAAUAUCAAAUCUGCUUCAAUGCAUCCCUAUCAAAGAUGAGUGGGAAGUAUUCUGGUGUAUUGCUGGUCCUGGAUUUCAUUUCCAAGUCAACACUUCUUCAAGUUGUUCUCAGCAAUUAAACUUGGAGUCUUCUCUGAAGAUCACUUGGAUCAUUUAUUAAUACAACUGCAUUGAUCCAGGAUACAAGAAUAUAGACGUGUAUUUUUCAUUCCAAAUGAUAGAGGCAAUUUUGAGAUAAGAGACCAGUUCAGAUAGCUAAAUCAAGAUGGUAAACAACUUUCUUUUUUACUAAUGUAAGCAACCUGAUUCUUUGAGGUGGUGCACCUGUUUUGGAAUUGCCUGUUGGUGACUGAGAUUAUAUGAGACACGCAAGUUAUAACAUUUUUUUAAAAAAAUAAUAAAGUUCAAGUGCUCUUU